AUGACUUCCUCCAUCGUCCAAGACGUGCGCAAUGAAAUCGAUAUUUCCGAUAAAACAUUUGAUCCCGAAAGGCAAAGGGAGAGUGCAUUGGUGUCCGAGCUUCCCAAGUCGCUCGGCGCAGGUUCCGCCCUGGCUCUUGGGGCAUUUGGAACGACUCUCACCACCCUCUCCUUGAGUCUAAUGGAAUGGAGAGGCGUGACAACAGGAAAUGUCUUCGUUGGAAAUUUCUUCUUCAUCGCUGCAUUUGGCCUGGUUGUGACCGCUCAGUGGGAGCUUUCUGUUGGCAACGGCUUUGCCUACACUGUUUUUAGUGCUUUCGGUCUCUUUUACGCUGGUUAUGGCGCGAUUCUUACACCUGCGUUUGGGGUGGCACAGGCAUAUGGCGGCGCUACAACCCCUGAGUACAACAAUGCGGUCGGGUUCUUCAUGAUAUUGUGGACUGUGUUUGUGUUCACAUUUCUGAUCGCAUCUAUCCCAAGCAACAUUGCUUACAUCUUGGUCUUUCUGUUUGUGGAUCUUGGGUUCCUCACGGUUGCGGCAAGCUACUUUGCCCUCGCCGACGGCCAUGCAGCUUCAGCUGAUGCGCUGAAAAAGUCGGGUGGGGUCUUCUGUUUCCUGGCAGGAUUGGUUGGGUGGUAUAUUGUGUUUCAUCUCUUGUUGAAAGAAUCUCUCCUGGAUCUUCCGCUGGGUGAUACCUCGCGCCUUUUUGGAAAGAAGAAGAAGAGAGUUGACUAG
Penicillium brevicompactum is the source of this 735-nucleotide messenger RNA. RefSeq lists its product as uncharacterized. Lineage: Eukaryota; Fungi; Ascomycota; Eurotiomycetes; Eurotiales; Aspergillaceae. Bases 1 to 735 code for a protein of 244 amino acids. The record is from RefSeq and is a predicted model, not a curated record. Gene Ontology annotation, cellular component: plasma membrane. The transcript has 3 exons. Gene Ontology annotation, molecular function: acetate transmembrane transporter activity.